This is a messenger RNA of Balaenoptera acutorostrata (minke whale), 1572 nucleotides long. It is a transcript of the gene ORC6, whose product is annotated as origin recognition complex subunit 6. Lineage: Eukaryota; Metazoa; Chordata; Mammalia; Artiodactyla; Balaenopteridae. The coding region runs from base 363 to 1145 and encodes 260 amino acids. The transcript has 7 exons. Gene Ontology annotation, biological process: DNA replication initiation; DNA replication. The record is from RefSeq and is a predicted model, not a curated record. Gene Ontology annotation, cellular component: nuclear origin of replication recognition complex. Gene Ontology annotation, molecular function: DNA binding.
AACCUAGGCGCCAGCCAAUCUCUCCACAGUGUGUGGCGGGACAGUGCGGAGUAGGUGGAAAUCUCUUGGCGGCAGGAAGGAGACAGCAGGAGCCUAAGGAGCAUUUGAGUCGGCCUAGAAGGGAGGAAUAAAAGGAGUGGGAGCUGCCGGCGCACAUUCACUUUCUGCCUUGGCGCGUGUACUCGCAGCGCGCACGCUCAGAAGGAAGAACAGGAUUGGUUUACGGGGAAGUCGCAACUUCUUGUCCCAACCAAUCCAGAUGCAGCGGGGGGGUGGGUCCCGGCCCUCACUGGCGGGCGCGACAUCCGCGCGCGGGUUUCGUCGCGUUGCAGCUGUUUGAGGGUGUAGUCUUUGUCCGUGCCAUGGAUCCUGGCGUGAUUCGGCGUUUAGCCCCGCGCCUGGGCAUCGCCGAGCCGGAGGUGCUGAGAGUUUUAGUGAAUGUGUUGCUCAGGAAAGCAGAGGAGUACUUGCGACUGUCCCAUGUGAAGUGCAGUGGCCUGUCUGCACGAACCACAGAAACCAGCAAUGCAGUCAUGUGCCUGGACCUUGCAGCUUCCUGCAUGAAGUGCCCCUUGGACAGGGCUUAUUUAAUUAAACUUUCUGGUUUGAACAAGAAGAUGUAUCAGAGUUGUCUUAAAUCUUUUGAGUGUUUACUGGGCCUGAACUCGAAUAUUGGAAUAAGAGACCUAGCUGUACAGUUUAGCUGUACAGAAGCAGUGAACAUGGCUUCAAAGAUACUGCAAAGCUAUGAGUCCAGUCUUCCACAAACACAGCAAGUGGAUCUUGACUUAUCCAGGCCGCUUUUCACCACUGCUGCACUACUUUCAGCAUGCAAGAUUCUAAAGCUAAAGGUGGACAAAAAUAAAAUGGCAGCCACAUCCGGUGUAAAAAAAGCCAUGUUUGAUCGACUCUGUAAACAGUUAGAGAAGAUUGGGCAGCAGAUUGACAGAGAGCCUGGAGAUUCAGCUACUCCACCACGGAAGAAAAAGAAGACAGUGGUUGAACCUUCAGCAAAGGAAAUAGAGAAUGUAGUAGAGAUCCCACAUAAACCGCAGAAAGAUGACGAUCUAACACAGGAUUAUGAACAGUGGAAAAGGAAAAUUUUGGAAAAUGCUGCCAAAGCACAAAAGGCUACAACAGAGUGAUUUCAGCUUCCAGACUGCCUGUACUGCAAACCAGCAGUGCAUCUGCCACCUCAAGGAAGAUGUGAGGGCUUUGGAAAUUUGUUUGAACUUUUAUAACAAGGAUCCUAUCCUUAAUAGCAAAGAAACCAGCAUUGGGGCUGAGCAGGGUGGCUCUCACAGGGGCAGCAAAUUCGUUAGAUUAGCCACAGCGCCUGGUUGGCUCAGCCUUGGCUCCCCACAGGUCUGCACUCUCCUACAAAAUGUCAUUGAAGCUAUUUUGCUUUCUUGUUUUGUUUUAAGCAAAAUACAGUCUCCUGUCCCAUCCAGAACAUGAAAUUCAAGCUGAAUGGAGUCUAAAGAUUUUACUUAAGUUUUUGUGUUAAUCUCUUGGUUUGACUGAAUCAAUAUAUAGUACAGCCUAAGUUAAUAAAUAUUAUUUUUAUAUGCA